ACAGUUGCGGAUCGUCGGCCAUUUUUUAAAAGAAAUAUUGUAUGGUUGAAGAUUGGAUUGUACAUUGUAGAUAAAAAUAGGCGUCUUAAUUUCUAUUAUUAGUGUUGUGCGUAUAUAAAUGUAAUUGUUCAUGUAUUUAGUAGCAUAACAAACGUUAAACAUGGUUGAAAAAUCUGAAGUAAAGGCAGAAUCUCUACUUAAUUUAGAUGACUUGUUACAAUGUCCUGUGUGCUAUGAAAUUCCAACGGGACAAAUUUUCCAAUGCAAUGAAGGACACCAUGUAUGCGGGCGUUGCAAAAUGCGUCUUGAUGUGUGUCCUGUCUGCAGAGCGUUAUUCUUUGGCACAAGAAAUUAUGCAAUGGAGGAAUUGAUAGCUAACUUUAGAAAAUUGAAAACUUUGAAAACUGGUGGUGCUGCUACUAGUGGAUCAUCUAAGAGUAGCACCCCAGCCAAGGAGAAUAAUUCAGAGCCUGAGGAUGAUAAUAUGAAUGAAGAAGAAGACAGUGAGACCACACCUGAGAGCCUGCCAGCCAGUACACCUCAAUCAAGCAAGGGACUGUUUCGUUGUCUUUGUUGUAAAAAUGGAAACUACGAAAGACUACCAGCUGCUCGCUUACUUAAUCACCUUCGGUACUACCACCGUCCUGAUUUGUUGGAGGGUCGGACUGAAAAUGGAGAAUAUUUACAAGCAUGGCAAAUUGCUACCACACCUGGCAGGCUUGUAACUGCAAUUCGUAUUGCUAAUAUGGGCAUAUUCUUUUUAAUUAUAGAAAUAUCUAGUGAUUCUGUUUUUGCUUGGCUAUCAAUGGCCGCUACACCAUGGGUUGCUCAUGCAUUUAAUUAUACUGUAACUAUAUGUGGCAAUGAUCGUGAAGCUAUUUUCUCCGAUUGUGUCUGGUCAGUUCGUUCCUGCGAAGGAUCAUUGAAAAAACGAGGGCAUUGUUUACUCGUGAAAGAUUUAGAUGCUCAAGCCUUAACCGCGCCGGCUCAUAUCAGCACAAAAUUAUGCAUUCGCCGUACUCCUGAGGAUCAAUUGGCCAACCAAUCACAACCGAGAGCCGUGCUCAGGAUUGCCAACCGUGUGAGCAAUGGUAAUAACAUCUCAAACAAUAUUCUUCAAAACAUUGACAACAAUAUAACGAGGUUGUCACAGUCUCUCGCCGUGAUCGAUCGCCAGAUUACUGCAGCCAUUGAGAACGAAAUGAAUGCUCCUUCAGCCCCCGCACGUAAUGCGGUAGCCGCACAGCCUACUUUGAAUAAUGGUAAUGUUGAGCAACAACCGACGUUGUCGCGUAACGCUCGCCGCCGCAUGCGUCAGCGUCUGAGGGCUGCGUUGAAUGGACCAGCCGGGGAACCAGCUGCGACGGCACCUUCGCCGCAUCAGGAAAGAAUCCAAGCUAUGGAGAGGCAAAUGCAGGAAAUACGUAACGCAUUUGAUGCGGGGGAUAUAAUCAGAAAUCUAAACGCACGUGCGCCUGUCCCUCCGCCUGGCAUGGUUCCCGUGCCCCCUCCGCGCUCCAGCUAUUUUACGCCUCCCCAACGCUCGAGCAACAACAAUUCUAACUCGUCGCGUGAACAGCAAAUAAUUGCCAUCGGGCCACUUAUAGUCAGUCAUGGCGACUCCUCCCAGGCGUCCAGCCCAGCGCUGGUUUCUGUUGCCCCUCCAGGGCCUUCAAAUGGUCAAGCUCAAAAUGGAAACGGUACACGCCCACAAAAGAAGAAACGCCGCCAUCGUAGAUAAGCCAAUUUUUUGUGUAAUAUUAUGUUCUAACAUUGUAUUGUUAUAUGUUAUAUCUGACGUCAUCUGGGGUUUCCAUCUGUUGUAAAUAUUAUGUUGUUUUUAUACACUGCAAUUUUAUUAGUACUAGUGCUGUGAUAAUAUCUUAAAUGAAAACAAGCCGGUGGAAAAAUGUUCUACUUAAAUAAUUCUUCAUAAACUUUCUCCCCAGGAUGUAUUAAAUAUUAAACAUGCAUUGUGAUAAAAUGCUUCAUAUUGAUUAUAAUAUUCAGUGAGAAUAUUAAUGUGAAU
Messenger RNA from Aricia agestis (brown argus), 2029 nucleotides. RefSeq lists its product as uncharacterized. The transcript has 7 exons. Gene Ontology annotation, biological process: multicellular organism development; proteasome-mediated ubiquitin-dependent protein catabolic process. Gene Ontology annotation, cellular component: cytoplasm. NCBI's taxonomy places the organism in Eukaryota, Metazoa, Arthropoda, Insecta, Lepidoptera, Lycaenidae. Bases 161 to 1741 code for a protein of 526 amino acids. The record is from RefSeq and is a predicted model, not a curated record. Gene Ontology annotation, molecular function: ubiquitin conjugating enzyme binding; ubiquitin protein ligase activity.